UGAAUCAACCUACACCUCCUGACAUACAACCAAUCACAUUUCAAAUCAAACCCAAAACACACACGACUACAGUAUUUUUCGGAGCCACACCAAACGUCAUACAACCGCGACAUACAGGAUCACUAAACCGCUAUAAACGAACGUGUUUCCCAACUCAUCAAUUUCGAAGAAGACGAAACUCAACUCAGUGACUCGGGAAGUUAAAACUCAGAACUCACCAACUCGUUGCAAUGGCGUCGGUUCACAGCACCGUCUCUCCGCAGAGCUUCUUACCUUCAAUCUCCAAAGCAAAAUCAAAACCAAGUUCAUCCAUUUCCAAGCCGCAAAACUUUCCGGCGUCGAGAUUCUCCGUAAAUCCGAGUUUCUCGAAGAAAAAACUGGUGGUAGCGACGAAACUAUCGGCGGAGGAGUUCGACGCGAUACAGGUUCAGAGCGACGAUAUAACGGAUCAACAAGAAAGUUUGAUGGAAGGCGGAGACGGUGAAUUAACGACGCAGGUGAAUGGAUUUGGAACGAAUGAGGGUUUGUUAUCGUUGGAAGGAUUUCCUUCUUCUUCUGGUUUGGUUGGUAGUGAGAAUGAGGAGAGUAUGGAGAAGCUUCUAGAUAGGAGUAUUAAUGCUAGUAUUGUUCUUGCUGCUGGUACUUUUGCUCUCACUAAGCUUCUUACCAUUGAUAGUGAUUACUGGCAUGGAUGGACAAUCUAUGAGAUAGUAAGAUAUGCACCUCAGCACAACUGGUCUGCUUAUGAGGAAGCUCUUAAGACAAAUCCAGUAUUAGCAAAGAUGGUGAUCAGUGGGGUUGUUUAUUCAGUAGGAGACUGGAUUGCACAGUGCUUUGAAGGAAAACCUCUUUUCGAGUUUGAUCGCGCUCGGAUGUUCAGAUCAGGGCUUGUUGGUUUUGCUCUGCAUGGCUCUCUUUCUCAUUAUUAUUAUCAGUUUUGUGAGGAGCUAUUUCCUUAUAAAGGAUGGUGGGUAGUUCCUGUCAAAGUUGCCUUCGAUCAAACCGCAUGGUCGGCCAUUUGGAAUAGCAUUUACUAUACGGUUGUGGGGCUCCUACGUUUUGAUUCUCCAAUCAAUAUUUUCAAUGAAUUGACGGCAACGUUUUUUCCCAUGUUGACUGCGGGAUGGAAGCUGUGGCCAUUUGCUCAUCUAAUUACAUACGGUGUAAUACCAGUUGAGCAAAGACUUCUUUGGGUCGAUAUGAUCGAGCUAAUUUGGGUGACCAUACUUUCAACAUAUUCAAAUGAAAAAUCAGAAGCAAGAAGCUCUUCGGUGGCUAUAGAAGAGAAAUCCACUACAGCUGAGGAGUAAUGAGAAGAGAUAUAUGUUUAGAAGUAGUGGGAGGAAAGUGUCUUUGCUCAAAAAGAUUGUUAUAGUGCAAAAUAUGGCUUCUGGAUUUUCCGUUUUUGACAAGCAAGUAAUUGUAUAUGUGUAUAUGUUGCAUCCCUUGGAAAUUCAUGUAUGUUAGGUAGCAUUAUCAACUUUCCUGUAACCAUUACACAAUGUAAUUGUUGAUAAAAUUUAUUGAUAGACAAUAUAUGUAUAUAAUAAACUUGCCUUUUUGCA
Vicia villosa (hairy vetch) is the source of this 1565-nucleotide messenger RNA. RefSeq lists its product as uncharacterized. Gene Ontology annotation, cellular component: membrane; cytoplasm. Bases 231 to 1310 code for a protein of 359 amino acids. Lineage: Eukaryota; Viridiplantae; Streptophyta; Magnoliopsida; Fabales; Fabaceae. The transcript has 7 exons. The record is from RefSeq and is a predicted model, not a curated record.